Messenger RNA from Selaginella moellendorffii, 1176 nucleotides. Its product is annotated as formin-like protein 14. The transcript is spliced from 2 exons. The coding region runs from base 1 to 1176 and encodes 391 amino acids. Lineage: Eukaryota; Viridiplantae; Streptophyta; Lycopodiopsida; Selaginellales; Selaginellaceae. The record is from RefSeq and is a predicted model, not a curated record.
AUGGGCAGCAAGAGGAGCUUUGAGGACCAACAUAGGGAAGAAGAAGAAGAGCAAGAACAAGAGGAACAAGAAGAUCAAGGAAGAGUUCCAGGCGUGGGAGGAGAGGGAACAGCAAGGUAUCCCAAGAGGUUGAAUCUAAAUUCCAGACUAGAGGAAGAAGAAGAAGGCCAGGCAUUAGAACUAGAUCGAGGCGACGAUCUCGAUCAAGCUAGAAUCGUCGCUGCUGGGUGUCAAGAUCCCAAGCUGGAUCAUCGUGGUCGUCAUCACGAGCUCGAGAAUGAAGAGAUGGAGGAGGAGGAGGAGGAGGAUAGCAGCGCGAUCGUGACAAGGGAAUUCGAGAUCAUCAAAGCCCCGCCGCCGCCGCUGCCGCUGCUACCGCCGCCAUCGCUCCUCUCGCGCCGGUUGCUCUUCACGCUGCCAGCACUGCUGCUGAGAACCACGCGUCGAUCGCCACCACCACCACCAAUCGCCAAUUCUCUUGCACUUACUGUGACCGAAAGUUCCCAAGCUCGCAGGCGCUGGGUGGCCACCAAAACGCGCACAAGAGGGAGAGAACUGCCGCUCGACGAGCUCACAGUGCUAGGACCGCCGCCGCCGCCACCACCACCACCGCUAUCACCCCCACCAUCGGUUUUCCCGGCGGAAGCUCGGGCUCCGCGUUCCACGGGGUUUAACGCCGCCGCCGCCGCCGCCAACAGGCCCCUGGGAGUGGAAUCCCAGUCCACCGUCGCCACGGCACCAAGUAGUCUUCACAAGAACUCCACUCUGCCAUCGUCGUCCCACCCAAACUCUGGCGAGCACCACCAUAGCUCCAGCUUCUCCGGAUUUGGAUUCCACCACCCAUCAUUGAGCGGCCUGGACUCCAAAGGUUGGUGCGCUGCUGCCAGAGCUGCUUCUUCGUUUCUCGCGGGAUCGUCGUCUCAACAGCAACACCAGCUGCAAAGAAGCCCGUCGGCCGAGAUGUUUGGUCACGGAGUUAAGUCGGGUGUUCGGUUUCAUAUCAAUGGUUUGGUCGGAGGAGCUCCGGCGGCGGAAGAGCAGCAGCACUACCAACACCAACAGCAGCAACAGCAGCAGCACCAAUGCAACCUGUCGUCGUUGAAGAACUCUGAUCCAUUCGAGGAUGACUCGGGCGAGCUGGAUCUCUCGCUGAGACUAGGAACGAAGCGGCACUGA